CAAGGGUAUAUUUUGUUCGAGGCCUCCUGAUGUAAAGAUCUUUUUAGGCAAUUUGCACCGACAAAAGAGAAUGUACAGACGAGAAAGCCAGGUAUGAGAGAAGCAUUCUCUUUAUUUGUGGACAAAGAAAAAGUUGGUUUGAGAUACGAAUUGCCAUAUGAUACUAACAAUAGCGUGUAUAUAUGACAUUAAUUACAUAAAGAGUAGGGAAUGUGGAGUGUCGUCAAUUUAAAGUUUUGCAUGAGCACAGAUUCUGACUUUGCUGCAAAGCCAGGCCUAAGAAUUUCAAGCAAAUUAUUAGUUCUUGUCAGGAAAUUCCAAAUGCUUGUCAGCCGUUGAUGUAUGCGAGUUCCACGGUAAGUCUCUUCAUGCACAAAAGGCUGUGAUGUACUUAAUGAAAUUCGUCCUUUCUCUCUUCAUAUAAACAGAAUCUAGAGAAACUAUUGGCAUCAUCACAAGCUGCCAGUCUCAAAAAUGUCCAAUAAGCAGUCUUUCACGGUCUGCUUCUGCUUCAAGAGAAUAUUUAGGCUCAAGGUGGCUGAGCCUCCUGAAGAUAUAAAGAACCUGUUUAAUCAGUACGCCGAAAAUGGCACCAUAACGAUCGAUAACCUUCAGAAUUUUCUGAUUGAGUUUCAAGGAGAACCCAAUGCCACCAAGGAGGAUGCUCAGACCAUUUUCAACAGUCUCAGGCAUCUCAACAUCUUUCAAAGAAAGGGUCUCCAUCUCGAUGCCUUCUUUCGGUAUCUCCUUGGUGACCUUAAUCCUCCUUUCUAUUCAAAGGUGCACCAUGACAUGAAUGCGCCAUUGGCUCAUUAUUUUCUAUUUACCGGCCACAACUCCUACUUAACAGGAAAUCAAGUCAGCAGUGACAGCAGUGUCCACCCAAUUAUAAACGCACUGCUACAAGGCGUUAGAGUUAUCGAAUUAGAUUUGUGGCCGAAUUCUAAGAAAAAUGGCGUGGAGGUUCGUCACGGAGGGACUCUUACUAGUCCAGUGGAACUCAUCAAAUGUUUGCGGGCUAUAAAGGAUCAUGCUUUUACUGCUUCUGAAUACCCUGUUGUCAUAACAUUUGAAGACCACCUACCUUCAAGUCUUCAAGCUAAAGUGGCCAAGAUGGUCACAGAAACAUUUGGACACAUGCUAUACAGCCCUCAUUCAGAAUUCAUAAUGGAAUUCCCUUCACCUGACUCAUUGAAGAGAAGGAUUCUGAUUUCGACCAAGCCACCGGAGUAUCAUGAAUCUCAGAGACCAAGGGAAUCGGGAGCCACUGAUAACAAGGACAAUGAACAAGAUGAUCAAGAUGAAGAUGAGGAGAACGCCAUUCCAGAAUAUAAGCAGUUAAUUGCAAUUCAUGCAGGGAAGCCGAAAGGUGGGCUUGAUAUAUGGCAUAUCGAUCCAAUUAAGGUCCGGCGUCUUAGCUUGAGUGAGCAAGAACUGGAAAAUGAAACCAGAACCCGUGGAUCCGAUAUUGUCAGGUUUACACAAAGAAAUUUGUUAAGGAUAUAUCCUAAGGGUGCACGUUUAGACUCAUCAAAUUAUGAUCCCAUGCUUGGAUGGACCCAUGGAGCUCAAAUGGUGGCAUUCAAUAUGCAAGGACAUGGAAAGUACCUUUGGAUCAUGGAUGGAAUGUUCAGAGCCAAUGGAGGCUGUGGUUAUGUGAAAAAACCUGGUUUUUUACUGGCCCUUGGCCCAAAUAAUGAGGCUUUUGAUCCUAAUGAACCCUUACCAGUGAAGACAAAUUUGAAGGUAAAAGUAUACAUGGGAGAAGGCUGGCAUUCAGAUUUCCACCACACACAUUUUGAUCUUUAUUCUCCUCCGGACUUUUAUGUGAGGGUUGGAAUUGCUGGAGUGCCAAAUGAUACAAAAAUGAUGGAAACCCAGCCAAUUGAGGACCAGUGGGUACCAGUAUGGAACAAGGAGUUCAUUUUCCCGUUGAGCGUUCCAGAACUGGCUGUGCUUCGAGUUGAAGUCAAAGAAUAUGACACUUCUGGGAAACAUGACUUUGGUGGCCAAACAUGUCUCCCAAUUCCAGAGCUCAGAACUGGGAUCCGAGCUGUUCCUCUGCAUAAUAGAAGAGGCCAAAAAUAUAAAUCCGUGAGGCUUCUGAUGGGAUUUGAAUUUGACAAUGCUGAAUAAAUUAA
Prunus avium (sweet cherry) is the source of this 2141-nucleotide messenger RNA. RefSeq names its product phosphoinositide phospholipase C 2. Gene Ontology annotation, molecular function: phosphatidylinositol-4,5-bisphosphate phospholipase C activity. The record is from RefSeq and is a predicted model, not a curated record. Lineage: Eukaryota; Viridiplantae; Streptophyta; Magnoliopsida; Rosales; Rosaceae. Gene Ontology annotation, biological process: lipid metabolic process; release of sequestered calcium ion into cytosol; phosphatidylinositol-mediated signaling. Gene Ontology annotation, cellular component: plasma membrane.